Messenger RNA from Leptosia nina, 243 nucleotides. The record is from the annotation of a GenBank genome assembly. NCBI's taxonomy places the organism in Eukaryota, Metazoa, Arthropoda, Insecta, Lepidoptera, Pieridae.
AUGGAGUCCGAUAAAUUCCAAUUGGAGCUACAAAAGAAUUUCGGAGCGCUGAAAAAUGUCGCCGAUAUUGACAGUACUUACACCUACCUGGUGAAGAUCGUCCGCGAGGCUGGUUUGAAGCACUUUAGAUCAAGGUCCAAAGGUCAAAAGUCGAAACUCACCGAGGAGACUCUCGAGCUGAUGAAAAAGAGAAGAGAAGACCCCAACCUGCCUGAACCGGACCGGAAAAAUCUAAAUAGAUAG